Molecule: messenger RNA, 849 nt
Organism: Arvicanthis niloticus (Nile rat)
Lineage: Eukaryota; Metazoa; Chordata; Mammalia; Rodentia; Muridae
Gene: Cdpf1
Product: cysteine rich DPF motif domain containing 1
Source: RefSeq, a predicted model, not a curated record
CUGGUGCUGUGGGCGGGCCACGCAGGCGCUUUGGGGGUCUCGGCGGGGAGGUGAUGGCAUCUGAAGCAGAGCCCCGCCCCCUGGGCAUGUUUGAGUGUCAGCUUUGUGCCUUAAAAGCUCCUUACAGCUAUGUCGGGCAGAAGCCCCCAGACACCCAGGCUAUUGUCCUCCUGGAGGAGAGCUACAUCAUGAAGGAUCCCUUCUCCUCAGACAAGGCCAGGUUUCUGGUCCUCGGCUCUCGGUGCAGUGUGUGCGGCAGGCUGGUGUGUGUGGGCCCGGACUGCAGCCUGUUCUACUCCAAGAGGGUCUGCCUCCCCUGUGUUCAGGAGAACAUCGGUGCUUUCCCCCAGGAAAUCCAGCGGGAUGUGGAGAAGAGAAAGGCUGCCAGCAAGAGGCACUCCAGCCAUUCCUGACUGGCAGGGGCACCGCCUUCUGUGAAGCCUUGGGCUGGGCUCGGCCAGGAUUCUGGCUGGGAGCUGUGGAUCUGGUCUUCUCUGAACUGUGUGAAAUACCUCCAGCCUCAGUAGCUGAGGAACGGGCCAAGACUGAGGACAGACAGCAGGAGUGUAUCCACCUAGAGCUCCAGGCCUGGCCUCUAGUGGAUGCCAGGAAUGAGGGAGAGGGACCUCCUUCACUUGACAGCUGGUAGACACUUCCUGUAGAUGUACAUGUGGGGAGACACCUCGCCUCUCUCCAGGACUUCCAAACAGCACGAUGUCAUCUGUCUAGGGAAAUCAGCCUGUGAGAGCCAGAGGGUAAGCAAGGGUUACGUCACAUCCUCUGUAACGCCUCAGGUGUGAUUUAAACCUUGACUCUGUAUCAUAUUUAUAACUAAAACCUGAAGGAUAA